AUGGUAACGUUAGAGCUGGCAACUUCCCUUAAGUAAAUUUUCUUGUCUUAUUAGUCAUAGGCAAUAUAAAUCUUAACUCAAUUGCUAAGAAAUGGCAGAAAAGAGAGAUCAGUGUACUCAGUGCUGGCCUUUUGCUACUUCCAAACUGGCGACUUUCAAAAUGCUUCGUUAUGUUACUCGGAAUUAAUCAAAAUCUGUCCUGAAAUCACUGAAUACUCCUACUAUCUUGCUUAGUGUCUUUUAAAAAGUGGUAUGUAUGAAGAAGCACUUGAAGUUUGUGAGAAAUAACUGGACAAUACUCAUCUCUAAUAAAAGGGUAAAUAACUUAAGGCUGCCAUAUACUAUGAGAAAAACGAGUUUGAUAUGGCUAAAAAGCAUCUAAAAUCCUUGAAUACUUCUGACUUUGCUUCCCUAGUCAAUGAAGGAUGCAUCUAUUUCAAGCAAGAUCAAAUUGAAAAAGCUCUAGGAAAGUUUAAUGAUGCUAUUAAGAUUUGUGGCUUCAAUGCUGAGCUGUUUUACAAUGUGGCUCUUUCAUACUACGAGCUUCAUGAGUACAAGGAGUCAGUGACUUUUCUAGAUGUAAUACUGUAAAAAGCUUAUGAAAAAUUCCCAUAGUUGAAGAAUGUAACUGAGGAAAACCCGGUAUUUGAAAAGGAUAAAACUAUAUCUACAUAAAUAUUGAGGGAAUCAGCAAUAGUUGAAGCCUUGAACUUAAAAGCUGCUAUUCUUUAUUUCUAAGAAGAUUACGAAGGAGCUAAAUAAGUAAUCAAAAAAGUGCCAGUCAUUUAAGAGGGUGGUACCGAUCCAGUAACUUUCCACAAUUAAGCAGUUUUAUUUGUGAAUCAAAACUCAGCUGAAUCCAUUAAGAAACUGAACUAUCUCCUAAAUAACUCUUUGUUUCCUCCUGAGACUUUUUAAAACCUACUAUUUCUCUAUUGCAAAUACUUCUUCUUUGAUCUAGCUAAUGAGCUUAUUUAAGAAAACCCUAAGUUUUGUGAAUCCUUACUAGAAAAGGAUGACUUCGAUUACAUUUAAACUAUGAUUCUAUAAUAGUAGGAUCCGAAUGGGGCAAUCAAGCAUUUCUAAACUAUCUUGGAUUAUUACAAGGGCUAGAUAUAAUAGAGCAAUCAGGAAAUUGAGAAGCUAUAAGAAGAAUAUAUGGAGGGUAGGAUUGAAAAUUCUUCUGAAAUAGAAUAGCAAGUUAGAUAUUUGGACUAGCGACUGAGAAUUAUGAAGGAGAAGUAUGCAGCAGUAUUGACAUCACAGGCUAAAAUAUUCUGGGACAUGAAAGAUUAUAAGAGUGUGCAGCAGGUAUUCACAGAUUCAUAGGACAUUUGCGAUGGGUUUUAGAUAUUCAACGUAAAUCUGGCUCAUUCGAUCUACAUGCAGGAGGGUAAGCAGUCAGAGGCUAUUUUGUACUAUGAGAAGAUUGUAGAGGAAAGCUAGGAUAAUCUCCUUAAGUGUGAGACAAUCGUUUUAGCCAAUCUAUGUGUGUGCUACAUUUUAACCAAGUAAAACAGCAAGGCUGAAAAUCUUAUUUAAAAAAUCUAGUUGCAUGAGUAAAAUGUGUUGGCAAACGAUCCAAGUGCUUAAUUAUUUCACUCAUGUAUUGUUAAUCUAGUAAUAGGCACUCUUUAUUGCUCAAGAGGUCACUUUGAGUUCGGGUUUUCAUUAAUUUUCAGAUCGCUAGAGCCAGCUAAGGACAAACUAGGCACUGAUACAUGGUACUACACAAAAAGGUGUCUGCUUGCCCUAAUUGAAAAGAUCAUCAAGAAGUCGAUUGAACUAAGUGAUUAGUUUUUCAAUCAGAUAAUUAGCUUUUUAGAUGAAGCCUAUACUGUUGGAAAGAACAUAACAACUGUAAAUAAAUUUGCUUAUAAAUUGAAUUAUUAUAGUUGA
Stylonychia lemnae is the source of this 1899-nucleotide messenger RNA. NCBI's taxonomy places the organism in Eukaryota, Ciliophora, Spirotrichea, Sporadotrichida, Oxytrichidae. The record is from the annotation of a GenBank genome assembly.